Messenger RNA from Salvia splendens (bonfire salvia), 1629 nucleotides. RefSeq names its product scarecrow-like protein 3. NCBI's taxonomy places the organism in Eukaryota, Viridiplantae, Streptophyta, Magnoliopsida, Lamiales, Lamiaceae. The transcript has 2 exons. Bases 200 to 1498 code for a protein of 432 amino acids. The record is from RefSeq and is a predicted model, not a curated record.
GCGGCCAUGGAGAAAGUCUAGCACAACCAAAUGAUUUAAUUCCAUUUGGCUCUCAACAAACUCAUUUGGGGUAAGUGCAACACCCCAUGGAAACUUCUCUAGGGGAUUUUGGAGUUUGAUUUUUCAGUGUUUUUAUUCAACAUAUUAGUGCAUCCAAUACUGUUGAGGGGGUGUUGGUUGCUAUUAGUAGAGGGUAGAUAUGGUUCCGGAAGAGGCAUCGUCGUCUCCGUUGCAGAUGUUCUCGAUGAUGUCGCUAUCACCGGGCUUAGGCUCCCCCUAUCCUUGGCUGAGGGAGAUGGAAUCCGAAGAGAGAGGCCUCUGCCUCAUCCAUCUCCUCCUGGCCUGCGCCAAGCACGUCGCUGCUGGGAGCAUCGAGAAUGCCAACACGGGGCUGGACUACAUCACGCACCUCUCCUCUCCAAACGGGGACACAAUGCAGAGGAUUGCAGCAUACUUCACCGAGGCUCUGGCUGACCGCGUGCUCAAGGGCUGGCCCGGGCUGCACAAGGCCCUCAACUCGACCAAGAUGAUCUCCCCAGCCGAGGACCUCCUCGUGCACAGGCUCUUCUUUGAGUUCUGCCCUUUUUUGAAACUUUCGUAUGUGAUCACGAACCAGGCGAUCUUGGAGGCGAUGGAGGGGGAGAAGGUGGUCCACAUAGUCGACCUGCAUUGCUUCGAGCCGGCCCAGUGGCUCAGUCUCAUCCAGGCGCUGAGCACGCGCAUGGAGGGGCCUCCUCAUGUUAGGAUCACGGGGAUCCAUCACGAGAAGUCUGUGUUGGAGCAAGUAGCCAUCCGGUUGAACGAGGAGGCCGAGAAGCUGGACCUCCCCUUCCAGUUCCAUCCCAUUGUCAGCCAGUUGGAGAGUCUGGAUGUCGGAUGCCUACGUGUCAAGACAGGGGAGGCGGUCGCGAUAAGCGCGGUUCUCCAGCUGCAUUCUCUCCUGGCCUUCGAGGAUGCCAAGGCGAGCAAGAGCCCGAACGGGGUGCUCUUGAGGGACUUCCUUGAUAAGGACUCGCUGACUGCGAAACCUAAGAUGGCGGGCUUCUUGGACGGGAUCUUGGGGCUGUCACCGAAGCUGGUGGUGGUGACUGAGCAAGAAUCCAACCACAACGGGACCGGCUUGAUGGAUAGGAUGAUGGAGGCUUUGAACUUCUACGCAGCGCUGUUCGACUGCUUGGAGUACACGGCGCCAAGUGAACAGAGGCAGAAGAUUGAGAGCAUGGUGUACGGAAGGGAGAUCAAGGACAUCGUGGCGUGUGAGGGAGUGGAGAGACGGGCAAGGCACGAGAAGCUCGAGAGAUGGAUUCCUAGGAUGGAGUCAGCAGGAUUUGGGAAGGUGUGUUUGAGCUACCAUGUGAUGAUGCAAGCAAGGAGGCUGUUGCAUAGCUACAACUAUGAUGGCUACAAAGUGAGAGAUCAAAAUGGUUGCUUUGUCAUUUGCUGGCAAGAUCAGCCUCUCUUCUCUGUCUCUGCUUGGAGGUUUAGACCAACAAGAUGAAGAUGAACUCUAUUACUUUUUGCAUAUAAUUAUAAUUUUGACGCUUAAUCUUAUGUUAUGUUUAAAGAAUUUUGUUUAACAAGAACAAGUAGAUUUCAACUUUGAUAAAAGUUUACAUCAAUAGAAAUGAA